CAAAGCGUGCGAAGCUCGUGUGCUUGACGGUUUCGGAUAUGUUCAUUCAGCGCUUGGAUAAUUUGAUUGUCGCGUGUUCCUAGACAACACUUACUACUCUUGUAAAACCACGAGUAAGGAGUCAUAGAGUUACGCGCGAGAAACAAAACGCCAGCAAUAUGGAAGCUUUAAAAAAUGUCAGUGGUGUUAUUACAGGACAAGUAUCGGAUCUGAAAAGCACGUUUGUUGUCAUCGGUGGCGGCAUUGCAGGCGUGUCGUGCGCCGAGCAGCUCGCUGUUCAUUCUCCUGAGGAGCCAAUUCUACUCAUAACGGCGUCACCUAUUGUAAAAGCCGCAACGAACGUUGUAAAGCUUCGCAGAGUCAUGGAAAGUUUCGACAUCGAAGAGCGCUCUUUGAGCUACCUAGAGCAGCAGUACAGCAACAUCAGAGUGCUUCAAGAUGUGCUCAUCUCUCUGGAUGCCAGUGCACGAGCAACAUUGCUCAAGAGUGGUCGUGUGGUCAGCUAUGGGAUGAUCUGCCUUUGCAUGGGUGCAAGACCUCAGUUAAUUUCCAAGGACAAUCCACUGGUAUUGGGCAUUCGGGACACUGAGACUGUGCAGAUGCUGCAGAAACGACUUGGUGGUGCCAGACUUGUAGCUGUCAUUGGCAAUGGUGGAAUUGCCACAGAAUUGGUACAUGAACUGUGUGGCUGCAAAGUCCUUUGGGUUGUGCGAGAAAACAGCAUUGGUGCUACCUUCUUUGACCCCGGAGCUGCACAGUUCUUUCUGCCACAGCUGAGUGCCGAGAACAGUGAAGGCACCGCAAGCUCUGUCACAGCAGAGCAAGAUGCCACAGGCUGCGGAGACUCCAAGUGUCCCAGACAAGCGAACCAGGAUUCCUUGCCUCCAGGGAGUGCUUUGGGGCCAGACUGGGCCAAAGGCCAUGUAUUGCAAGGUGGAACUCAGAAGAAUGUGCAUAUCGAGUACAGCUGUGAGGUACGUCUGUUGCUGACACCUGCCGAAUUCAAGCAGAAGUGUCUCAACGACGCCAGCUGCGACUUCAAGUGUGGCUCUAACUGGCCCAUCUAUGUGCUCCUGACCAAUGACAAGUGCUUUGGUGUUGACCUCAUUGUCAGUGCAACUGGUGUCACACCCAAUGUAGACACCAUCACUGCGCCUCAGUUGGAAGUAGCCACAGAUGGAGGCAUCCUGGUGGACCGGCAGAUGAGAUCCUCACUGGCAGGCGUGUAUGCAGCAGGUGACGUUUGUACGGCAGGCUGGGAGCUUGCGGAGCUAUGGUUCCAGCGGCGCCUAUGGACACAAGCACGGCAGAUGGGCCACUGGGCAGGCACCUGCAUGGCAGCCCACUGGUCAGCCGAGCCUGAUCCCCUUGCAGAUGCCCGUUUCGACCUUUUCUCCCAUGUGACGCGCUUCUUUGGAUACCGGGUGGUCCUUCUGGGCAUCUUCAAUGGCCAAGGCCUAGCUGAAUGCCGAGCCCUUGUGCGCGUGAACCCAGGCCAGGAGUACAUCAAGCUGCUUCUCCAUGAUGGGAGGCUUAAGGGAGCCGUGCUGAUUGGCGAUACAGAUCUGGAGGAAACUUGUGAGAACCUCCUGCUUGACCAACUUGACCUGGGUCCACUUGCUGAUCACCUGCUUGACCCCGAAGUGGACAUUGAAGACUUCUUCGAUUGACCUCUUGUCAAGACACCCACGUCUGCUUGAAAUGACUGGAAAAUGCUCAUUCAUCACUCACAGAAUUGUUUUCACAAAGGGCCAGUUUGCACGACGCCAAAACAGUUCCACAGUGAAGCACAGUCUUCAGCUGGAAAAACAUGACAAGCAAGGAUUGUGCUUUCAGAAACCACUCAACGACACCACGCAUGGCCGGCUGAAGAGCCUACUACUGUUGCACGCAGUGCUACACUGCUUUCCAUCACAGGUUUUUCGCUCAAGCGGCCGGUGAUAAGGACCCUGAUGAACCUGGUGUGAGCUUGAGCAUGGCCGCUAAAAUACAGUAUGAAAGUGCCAGUGCAGGCAGAGGUGGCGCUCUCGCCCACCAGCCGUAGGACCACUUGCAAAAGGGACUAAAGUUUACAUUCACAAGCCACACAUUUCCCUACAGCGCAGCUGAAGGGAAGCCUGCUGCUGAACACCACGUGCAGCAUGCAUACGCCAUAAGACUUUGAAUGACGUUGAACACUGUCGCACGUGUACAGGACGGGACAUUAAAGCUAGUCUUUUUUUUUUUUUUUUCAAGCAUGGCAUCGAGUGUUAUCCAAUUCCUUAGCCAAAGAAUAUUAAUGCAGCCAAAGUGCUUCAGCGAAAUGUGAGAUGUGUGUAUUAUUCCAGUCAAAGAGGAGCCAGCCACUUUAACGGUACAUCCAGCGGCACCUUUCCCUCUCCAGCCGCACUGCAGUAAGCUCUACACCAAAACAUAGAUGGAUGGACGUCCAUAGCUUGCAUGAUCGCAAGAGUCCACUCAGAAGGUGUGUGCCUCGGAUAAGUGGACACUGCUGAAGGGAGCUGGAGCACAAAUGGGAGGUGUCGCAAACGCCUUCGGCUGUUGGAACUGCCUGCCUGAAGGUGCUUGGUGACCUGCCUCGGACAAGAUGCACAAUGAGGGACGGGAACAUUGGGAGGGCGACUGUCGAUCCGCAGCCUUGCCUUCUUGCACAGACCCUGCAGAGGCGGUGCACCAGGGAGUGGAGCCGCCAGUCCAGGUGGGGGACGGGAGCUAAGCUCGUCGACGGUUUGGCACUUAGGGAGCGCACAGACUGCAGUCCCCUCAGGCGUCCGUCUCACCGCGGAGCCGCAGCCGUGCAAAGUCUUCAAAGAUGAUGUCAUCAUCAUCUAGGCUGGCCGCAGCAUCCCUGCAAAACAGAACAAAAAGCUUGUUUAGACGAGCAGUGUUAGUAAAGCCAACUGCACAACAGUGAAUCUGGCAAUGGGGAUAUUCUGGAUGUUGCAAGCAUGGUCUGACACAGAGCAAAACACUGAGUAAGCAAAUGAAUUGAGAAAUCUGCAGGGUGGCAACAGUUUUAUGCAUUUAUCUGAAAGUAGCACAAGACUACAGAGGAAAUCUAUACAGUUUCCUCAAAAAGAAACCUUUUCAGGCAAACAAAACUAGCACACUGGAGAAAAUGGGAUCUUGUGAACUUAUGCCAUUUUGCUUACAACAUUAUGCAUUGCUGAAAAAGCUUACAUGUGGAUUCUGAAUAUUCUGUAUUUCGUUCUAAA
This is a messenger RNA of Dermacentor silvarum, 3215 nucleotides long. RefSeq names its product pyridine nucleotide-disulfide oxidoreductase domain-containing protein 1 (gene Pyroxd1). NCBI's taxonomy places the organism in Eukaryota, Metazoa, Arthropoda, Arachnida, Ixodida, Ixodidae. Bases 159 to 1670 code for a protein of 503 amino acids. The record is from RefSeq and is a predicted model, not a curated record. Gene Ontology annotation, molecular function: flavin adenine dinucleotide binding; oxidoreductase activity. The transcript is spliced from 11 exons.